CUUUGACGUUCGAUUCGACCCCCAAAUUCGACUGAUCAAAAACCCUACAAAUCUAAAUUCGCAGGGAGAAGCGAGCGAACACUUCCUCCUUGUUUAAAUCUCGCCGGCAAAUCGGCAAUGGACGUCGACACGAAUAUGCCUACCGCCGGAGAAGGGCCUUCAUCAACCGGCCCGGCACCUAUUGCCUCGUCUUCAUCGGCUGCUUCCUCUUCGAAAAAGGGAAAGCGCUUCGAGAUCAAGAAGUGGAACGCCGUUGCUCUGUGGGCUUGGGAUAUAGUUGUGGACAAUUGUGCAAUUUGCAGGAACCAUAUCAUGGAUCUCUGUAUUGAGUGCCAGGCUAAUCAAGCUAGUGCCACAAGCGAGGAGUGUACUGUGGCUUGGGGUCAGUAUUUAAACCCCAUAACACCUUCUAUGAAAUCACUUGAAAUCGACUGCAAUUGUUUGACGCAUUGAUUUUGAUUUGAUUUUUUGUCGAAUGUGUUGUUAGUUAGUACUUCUGAGCAUGUUUUCUUCUGUGUUUUUGUAGCAUAAAAUUGAAUGUUAUGUUUGUCCUGUUAUUCAUCUUUAAUGUAGAAUGAUUGAAAAGGUUGUCGAUCUAAAUAUGUUAUCACUUUGAUGCAAUCCUCUUUUGAAAUACAAGAACGAACUUAGGCAGUGAAAAAUCAUAGGCUAUGUGGAGAUGUUGUUGCUUUUUUUUUUUUUUCUUUUCUCUCCCCCCCCGGCCACCCUUAGUGUGUGCUGGUGAAUUCUGUGAUAACUUUCUGAUUCGUGAUUAAUAGGCUGUUGUGCGUCUGUUCGGAAAGUUACGUUUGAAAUCAUUUUCUCCUGUGAUUUCAGAUCAAAAGUUGUGUUGUUACCCUCCAGUUUUUUUUUGGUCUCUAUGUUAUAUGAUGUCCAAAAAGUGAACUGUGUAUAUUCUUCUUUCUUGGCUUUCAUCAUUCUUUUUAGUUUUUAUUUGCUCACCUUGUACAUAACUUUCCUCUUAUUAAAGUGAGUAGAGGCGAUGUUGUAGAAAUGCAUAACUUAGCCUAUAAUAGAAUGCGAUGCGAUGUAAUAAUAUAGGUAUCUUACGUAAUUAAUCAAUAAAGGUACCUUCAAAAAAAAAAAAAACUUUCCUCUUAUUGGAGCUUUUUCCGUGCACAUUGGUGGUCUUUCCCCUCUAAUGUGUCAAGAUGCCUUGUCUCUAGCAUGGGUAUUCUAAGUUUGAGAUGAGAGAAAAGCUGCACUAGUGUUUCAAAUCAGUUUUGAGGCUCAUCGACUUUUGUCCUUAGUUCUGCAUUGAUAAUUGAGGUUUUCUUUUGUUUGUGUGGGGUGGGGUGGUUAAUCUUUUUUGAAAAUCCAGGUUAGAUGGAUACAUAUGUUCUUUGUUAGGUUGAUCCUUAUUUUCAAUGAUGUACACCAGUACUUAUAUGACUUUGGACCUUGUUGAUAGGUGUCUGCAAUCAUGCUUUCCACUUUCACUGCAUCAGCCGAUGGCUAAAAACCCGUCAAGUGUGCCCAUUAGGUAUUGCUUUAAUUCUUCUCUAUUCCCUUCUGUUAGCUUUUUGGUGCCUCAAUUCCGCCUGUGAGAUUUUCUAAGUAAUCUUUGUGUUAUUUCUCAGACAACAGCGAGUGGGAGUUUCAGAAGUAUGGUCACUAGAACGUGCACUGGGAAUUAUCAAGAGAAAACAUCCUUUCUGUUCUCUUAUCUGCUGAAUUCAAGAGGCUUUGUGAUGUAUUAUAUCCUCUGUGGGCAGACUUUUGAUGAACACAGCAUCCGUUUCUCUAUUAAUUGUCACUAAUUCCUAUAUGAUGAAUUUCCUCUUUUGAGUUUGUACCAUUCUUCCAUUCCAUAACUUGUGAGCCGCCAUUUUGUUUCAAUUGGCUAUUGCUUACUUCUCAUUUGUGCCUUGCAUCUUUUCUAGUGGAAUUGCGUUUGAUUAUUGCCUAAUAUUGUCAUUUCACUGAUUUGGAAAUAUUCUCAUUACAUUCUUUUGUUUGAGAGAAUACCACAUUAUUUUGUUGUUUUAGACCUUCGCCAAGCCUGUUGUCACGUGCCUACUACUAUGGUCAUCAAACUGUUUUGCCAUAUUCUCAAGUCUUAUUUUGGUGCCUCGAAGAUGGAAAAGGCUCUCAAUUCCCCUUCUACAUGAUACUAAUCUAGGGCUAAACCAUUUUCAUCUUCUAUCUUUGAGACAGAGAAGAGUGUCAAUAAAGAGUAAGGCCGAUAUAACAGGCAAGAGAAAUCAGGAAGGAAAUAGGCACCAAAACGUCAUCUGCAAUUCCAUAUCCUGCUACAUCAAAAUACAUCAAAUAAUCAUUGAAAUGGAAAUUGAUCUUCCCAACAUUCAAAAACAAUUCAUAGGGUUAACAUUUAGCACCGCAUUCCGAAGCAGGUCUUUUGCAUACCCUCUAUCUUUCUGUCAGUUGUAUGAGCAUGAGAUAUAAAUAGAGGGUGCUUUUACGAUAAACUCAUUCGUGAUUCAUCUGUGCACAUAUUUUAGCACAGCCUUCUCCCAUGACCCCUGUCCAAAUGCAACAACGAUAUCUAUUGAUUUCUUCUUAUUCUCCUGCUUGCAAGAACCACAUCACAUAGAUGCAACAGACGAACUCAAACUCCAAACAACAGCGAUCGGGCUUUGCACGACAUGCACUCCGUCGCUCCAUUCCAACGAUCCAAAUGCAGAGUUAAUGCCUCCAUCAACCCUCUCCAGUACAUUUGAACCACUGGUGAAUGUUACUUCAUAAGACAAUGUCUGCUUAAUCUCACUAAAUACCAGCUUACUUGGUGACACAUUCACUUCCACAGAAGGUGGAGCAUUCACUUUCACCUCAUACACCGAUCCUGCUUCACUUCCGACGUUUUGAACAUACCUCCUGUACUUAACCACAUUUUUACCAGCUUCAAAAACAACUGAAAAUGACGGAUAAUUCAGCUCACCGGGGGAAGUUAAACCGGAUGAUGGGCAAUCUAUGGGUUCUCUCGUGAUGAUUUGGAUCAACUUGCUGUCGUAUCCAAUUGCACAGAGGAAUGCCACGUAGUCCACGAUCCCCAGAUCGUAGAUUAAACCCGGAUUGAGAGCUUUGUUAGGAUCAACAUGGCCUGAACCAUGAACAAAUGGAGUUGAUUGUUCACCAGUGGCAAGGUCGGUAAUAUUCUUGCCAUUGUUGUCUAACUUGUAAGCAGUCGUCAUCAAAGCGGACUUGAUUGCAGCUGGGCUCCAAUCAGGAUGGGCUUUACGAAGCAAGGCCGCCAGCCCACUCACGUGUGGACACGACAUGGAAGUCCCAGAUAUGAUGUUGAACUCCACUCUUCUUGGAUCAAUGUCCAAAUCCGUUGGGGCCGCGAACCCGGUCCACCCGGCUAGAAUAUUCACACCCGGAGCUAUCACGUCCGGUUUCAGAAUCUCCGGCGUUAAAUGGUUCGGUCCUCUGCUGGAAAACGAAGCCACACGUGGCGCCGACGGUGACUUCCCGAUCACCGUUCCACGGAACAAAAUUGUUGCCGUCGGAGAAGGAUCGGAUUUCAGGUAGCUCUUAAUCUUGUCUCCGAAGGUUUGACCCACCAUUGUAGCCGGGAUGAGAUGCGAAUCGGCGAUGAGCUCCUCGCCGGAAUCCGCCAGGUUGGCCAGUAUCAUCCCAGCUCCGCCGGCCAAUUUGACCGCGCUUCCUUUAGCAACCCUUGCAUUGCCGCCGCGAUCGCAAAUGACGAUCUUGCCCUUGACUUUUUCCGGGUCAAGUUGACCUUCGUAGCAAUAUUUGCUUCCACAAUCCUGAGCAUAAACAACCGGCAAAAAUGAAUCUUCCAGCGGUUUCCCGGAGUAAAGAGAAACACCACCGAAUGUUCUCCCGUCGCCGAGGACGACAUCCGCGGGGAAUUCCCGGUCAACGGUAGAAGCACCAACCGUGAGGAUCCACGGUGCGAUGUUCACGGCGGUGUACGGACCGGGACCGGAGUUGCCGGCGGAACAGGAGACCACAAUCCCGUUCUUAGCAGCUCCAAACGCCCCAAUCGCAAUGGAAUCGUGAUAAUACUGCGGGGCAUAACCGUUGGCCCCCACGGACAGCGAGAUGACGUGUACUCCGUCAUCGAUGGCGUCAUCCAUGGCCGCCAAUAUAUCGGAAUCGAAACAUCCGGCGCUCCAGCAGAUCUUGUAAGCCGCAAUCCUGGCUUUAAUCGCCAUCCCUCUAGCUUCUCCCCUGGCGUAUUCGUAGAAGCUGGCGUUGCUCACCACCGAUCCGGCAGCAGUGGAAGCCGUGUGGGUCCCAUGGCCUUCCGUAUCCCUCGGAGAAUUCGAUUCUCCGGCUUCUUCUAAUGUACAUCCCAGAUAAGCUUCGUAGCCCUUAUAAUAGGAUUUUGCUCCUAUGAUCUUCUUAUUGCAGGAACUCGCCGGAAAGUCAGGGGAGGUAACGCAUUUCCCUCUCCAGGUUGACGGGACAUCCGGGAGACCUUCAUCGGAGAAGCUAGGACGUUCCGGCCAGAUUCCGGUGUCGAGAACGCCCACGAUGACGUCCUCUGCGUAAUGAGAAUUGGGCCAUAUGCCAGAAGAGUCCUGCAAGCCCAGGAAAACCGGUGUGUGAGUCGUGUGAAGUUGACGGAUCCCGUCAGGAACAACGGAGAGAAUUCCGGGGAAACGGCUGAGCUCGGCGGCUUGCUUGGCGUUGAGCUGAGCGGAGAACCCAUUAGCCGCGUGAUCGUAAGUGUAGAGAAGCUUGGUGGGAUGAUGAGGGGAGAGGUGGGAAAGGGAUCGGAUAAUGGAGGAGUACCAGUGGCGAUGGGUGGUGAAAACGUGGGGCUUGUUAGGUUUAGAUACGUGGACGAUGUAAGUCUCCGGCUGGUCGUCCGGUGAUGAUUGUUCGGAGGCGAUGGUUAACGUUGGCGGGACGGAAAACAAUAAUACUACCAAACAUAAGAAGGAGAAGACGGGGAAGAAUAACCGGCGUGGGAUGGAAGAAGCCAUGAUUCAGGACAGGUGGGAGGUGUGGAUAAAUCUGAGGUUUAUUUCAAUGUAGUAGUAGUAGUUCGGAGGAGAAAAGGGGGGAAUCUUGUGUUGAUUAUGAUUGGUGGGUAAAAGUCCACGUUGAUGGGAUUUUUUAUAGAGAUAGUUUUGGACUAUUUGUUCUAGAGAAGAGUAAAACUCUAUUAUUGGGUUCCUUGAUAUUGAAUUAUUGAGAUUGAUUAUCUCUAUUCCCACACCGAGGAUAAGGGUAUAUUUGUUUCCUUUUAGUGUGUGUUUUUAGGUGUUUUUUAUAUUGAGAAUGUAAAAAUAUGUAUUAAAAAUGUAAAAAAAUAUGUUAGAAUGAAUCAGAUAUUAUUAUAUUAUUCGUAAAAAUCAUGAG
Molecule: messenger RNA, 5319 nt
Organism: Oldenlandia corymbosa var. corymbosa
Lineage: Eukaryota; Viridiplantae; Streptophyta; Magnoliopsida; Gentianales; Rubiaceae
Source: the annotation of a GenBank genome assembly